Oncorhynchus kisutch (coho salmon) is the source of this 6049-nucleotide messenger RNA. RefSeq names its product BMP/retinoic acid-inducible neural-specific protein 1. NCBI's taxonomy places the organism in Eukaryota, Metazoa, Chordata, Actinopteri, Salmoniformes, Salmonidae. Gene Ontology annotation, biological process: positive regulation of neuron differentiation; negative regulation of mitotic cell cycle; cellular response to retinoic acid. The transcript has 8 exons. Gene Ontology annotation, cellular component: dendrite; cytoplasm; neuronal cell body. The coding region runs from base 457 to 2742 and encodes 761 amino acids. The record is from RefSeq and is a predicted model, not a curated record.
CCCCUAGUUUCGCUUCCUUUUGCCCUGGACUCGAUCAGUCUCUGCCUACCUUCCUUGGCAUCCUCACUACCACCUCUUCACCUGCGAACGACUUUCACGGAUCCGAGCUCGCCCGAACCUCCCUAGAACACAUCGGGAUAUUUCUUCUUAACUAUCGAACUCCCGUUUCCCCACGGGUCGACUUGGUCACUCUGUUUAUCUGUGUACACAUGCUUACCAACUUGCCGAACCGAAGGAUUUCUCUCUCUUGAGCAUGAGAAGGACCGCCAACUCAUCCACAAUUCAACAUCUAAGAUUGAGCUACCAGCAUGCACACUGGAUACAUAUGCUCCAGCAAAAGUUUUCGGACAGAAAACUAAAGCACCUUGGACCACAUAUUCCGAGCACAGGGGAGAAUCAGUUUUAGGUCUCCACAUAAUGGAGCGAGAAUGAACAGAGAGCGGCUGAAAGAAAAGCAUGAACUGGAGGUUUAUUGAGGUCAUCUGCUUCCUGUUUAUAUGGGACCAUAUAACAGUUCAGUCUUCCCGCCAGGACCUGUCCGCCGCCGAUCAACAUGUCACUAAGCAGUUUGAUUGGCUCAUCUCCGACCGCGGACCUUUCCACCACUCUCGGAGUUACCUCUCCUUUGUGGAAAGAUUCCGCCAAGGAUUUACAACCAGAUAUAAAAUUUAUAGGGAGUUUGCGCGUUGGAAGGUGAGGAACACAGCCAUUGAGAGGAGGGACCUGAUCCGGAACCCUGUGCCGCUCAUGCCAGACUUCCAGCGCAGUGUCCGGUUGCUAGGGCGACGACCCUCCACUCAACAGUUCAUCGACACCAUCAUCAAGAAGUAUGGAACCCACAUCCUGAUAUCCGCCACCUUGGGAGGUGAGGAGGCAUUGACCAUGUACAUGGCCAAGAACAAGCUGGACAGAAAGUUGGUCAACGCCACUCAGAACGUGGAGGCCCUGCACCAGCUGGCCUCCUCCUACUUCAUUGACCGAGAUGGCACCAUGAGGAAACUCCAUGAGAUCCAGAUCUCUACCAAUGCCAUCAAGGUGACAGAGACUCGUACUGGCCCACUGGGAUGCAGCAGCUAUGAUAAUCUGGACUCUGUGAGCUCUGUCCUCCUGCAGAGCCCGGAGAGCAAGCUCCAUCUUCAAGGUCUCCAGGUCAUCUUUCCAGAGUACCUCCAGGAGAAGUUUGUUCAGUCGGCUCUGAGCUACAUCAUGUGUAAUGGGGAGGGGGAGUACAUCUGCCGGAACAGCCAGUGUAUCUGCAUGUGUGCUGACGAGUACCCACAAUGCAACUGUCCUAUCACCGACAUCCAGAUCAUGGAGAACACCCUGCUUGGGCAGGCGGAGUCCUGGGCCACCUCUUACAAGGACUUUGAGAACUCAGAUGAGUUUAAGUCAUUCCUGAAGAGGCUGCCCUCCACCCACUUCCUGCCGGUCAGCAGUGUCCACCUUCUGUGGGGCAGUGACUGGGACCUGCAGGCCCGCUACCGCCUGCUCCAGAGCUCCCUGGAGACCCAGAGGCUCAAGAUCCAGCGCACCGCCCGCAAGCUCUUUGGCCUCAGCAUCCGCUGCCACCACAACCCCAACCACCAGAUGCCUAGGGAGAGGUCUGUGAUGCAGUGGCUGAACAGGGUCCAGUCCUUCCUCUACUGCAAUGAGAACAGUUUCUGGGGGACCUUCCUGGAGAGCCAGAGGAUGUGCGUGUGCCACACGGGUAUCACCCUAUGCCAGCGACCCAUCCCAUGUAUCAUUGGGGGCAACAACAGCUGUGCCAUGUGCAGCCUGGCCAACAUCUCCCAGUGCGGCUCCUGCAACAAGGGGUACAAGCUGUACCGAGGCCGCUGUGAGCCCCAGAACGUGGACUCAGAACGCAGCGAGCAGUUCAUCAGCUUCGAGACCGACCUGGAUUUCCAAGACCUGGAGCUCAAGUACUUGCUCCAGAAGAUGGACUCGCGCCUCUACAUCCACACCACCUUCAUAAGCAACGAGAUCCGCCUGGAGACCUUCUUUGACCCACGGUGGCGCAAGCGCAUGUCCCUGACACUGAAGAGCAACAAGAACCGGAUGGACUACCUCCACAUGAUCAUUGGGCUCUCCAUGAAGAUCUGCCAGAUGCGCAACAGCAGCAUCGACCCCAUGUUCUUUGUUUACGUGAACCCGUUCAGUGGCAGCCACUCAGAGGGCUGGAGCAUGCCCUUCGGCGAGCACGGCUACCCGCGCUGGGAGAAGACGAGGCUGGGGAACUCCCAGUGCUUCAAUUGGACCCUGCUGCUGGGCAACCGGUGGAAGACCUUCUUUGAGACGGUGCACAUCUACCUACGAAGCCGCGCCAAGGUGCCCACUGGGUUACGAAAUGACACGGGCCAGGGUCCCGUGGACCUGUCCGACCCCAACAAGCGCCAGAUCUACAUCAAGAUCUCCGACAUCCAAGUGUUUGGUUACAGCCUGCGCUUCAACGCUGACCUGCUCCGCAGCGCCGUGCAGCAGGUGAACCAGUCGUACACCCAGGGGACCCAGUUUUACUCCUCCUCCUCCGUCAUGCUCUUGUUGCUGGACAUUAGGGAGCGGAUUAAUCGCCUGGCCCCUCCAGUGGCACCCGGGAAACCCCAGCUGGACCUGUUUUCCUGUAUGCUGAAACACAGGCUCAAGCUGAACAACAGCGAGAUGAUCCGGGUCAACCACGCCUUGGACAUGUACAACACAGAGAUACUGAAACAAUCAGAUCACCUAACUACCAAACUCUGCUGAGAUACAGUAAACAAUCAAACUAAAAAAGAGCAAACAGACACUACAAAUAUAACUGUUUGGGGAUAUUCCUUUUAAUCUUUUUCCUUUUUGGACCUUUUUGUUCUGCCUUUUGGUGUAUUAUUAAAACUUUGUAAUUGUAAUUGUUAAAAUGAAACUCAAAAAGGCAGUGAUGAAGCCUUUUAGUUGGAUAAAGAAGAAGAUUCAUGAAAACCACUUUAAAAGACUGUACCAUAUUUUGUCCCAGCAUGUCUGUCAUUUCCUGAAAGAGCAUAAAGAGAAAAAAUAAGAAAAACAAUUAAAUCCAUCUCCUGGUGACAAAGAGGCCUUUAUUUUAGUCUGAGGGAACAAAGGUUAUAUCUGAAACUGCCAUUAUUUACUGAGUAAAACAUUUUUAAAGAUAUAAUGAAGUUGCAUAAGGGCAGACCAGAUAUCAUCCUUUUAUUUCAGUUAAUAUGCUUUAUCAACAAGCAAAAUAUUACAAACAUGUAAAAUGACAGUUUAAUACAGUAUGAAGGCAUUCAUACAUUUUAUGGGUAAAUAGCCCAGCAAGCAAAUACUCUAAGCAUUAGCUAUAUAGUCUCUUUAUAACAUUAAAUACUCAUGACAAGUCUGCAUCCCUCUCUUUGUGAAGUAAGGUUUAAGGCACUUUGUUGCUGUACUUAAAGCAUAGGCACACGACCGGGGCAGCGGAUAGUCAUUUCAUGUCAAAUAACAGAAACCAGCUGUUUAUAUAUGUGUAUACCUUUAUUUAGCUUGAUGCUUAUUGCUGUUCGUUAAUUGAAUGUGUCAUUUGAGAGUGAGUGAAUCCAGUCUAAGCUGAAACUUAUCUUUGGGCGCUACCUCCCGUGCUUGAAAUUCUACAGGCAUUUCUCAUGAGGAGGUUUCUUCUGGUGCCUGAGUGCAAUAUCGUGGUCUGAAGAUGAACAAUCAAUGCUAUUUCGUACAGCUUUGCAAAACGUACACCUUGUGACUGCUGAUGUGUCAAGCUUUUCGGCACCAAGAGCAAAUUUGAGCAUCGAUCAUUCACGUACAUCUGCAACAGACACCAUGAAAGCCAUACAUUUCCCCGAGGUACACAUAAGACAUGGAAAGCCCCGUGAUCCAUUUUUCUAAAACAUGAAAAAUGUCCCAUUCAUGUAUUUUAUGUUGUCGUUGUUGUUUCCCCCAAAUUCAUUUCAAUUGGAGGAUAACACAGUGGACAGAGAGAGUGUAUUCUCUGGGAUUAUGGGAUGACAUUGUAAAGCCAUUGGCUUUCUAUUUCUACUAACUAGAGUGAACCCACAUGGGAAACAGUUAUAUAAAAGCUUCAAAUACUUCUGUUCAUUUUAAUCUGUAAAUCUACUUUCUAUUUUAUGUACUUUUUUUUAUGCCACGUUGGAUCUUAACUUUGAAUGACCAUGCAAAUCAGAUUGAACCCUCUGACACAAGGUUGUUUAAUCUUUCUAGUCAUACUUUAUUGAAAGCACUGACAUGAUGUUCGUUUAUAGCUAUAUAUAGCUACAUAAAUAAAACAUAGUAUCAAACAUCAUACUAUCUCAGAAGUGUCAAGGAACACUACCUACGUUAUUAUUGUUAUUAUUAUUAUUAGUAGUAGUAUUAUUAAGUGCCUGUUACCUAUCCCUUUAACAUAUUUAGAGGAGGGAAAUUGCUCUUAGUUUAGUUACUGUAUACAGUAAAAACACAUUACCACACAAGAUAAAGACAUUCAAAAGAAUUCAGCAAAUCAGACCACGUCAAUGCAGAUAUGUCCCUCAUUUCUCAGCCUGAGAUACAUGUUUUCUAGCUAAAGCCCUGCUGGUUUGUGCAUGUGGUUAAAUGACCCAUCAUCAAGAGAUUGAAGUCUCAAUUUCCUGACACUAUCUCUCCUAUGUACAUUAUACCUGUAAAUAGCAACUUAGUGUUGGUAUAGUUAUAACAUCAAAGACUACUUAAAUCAUAGUAAUUCCAAGAGAACAAAAGAGGCCAUUAUUAACGAGAAUACCCACAAUACCGUUGGUGUGCUAUUGCACAAAUUUAAAAUACACUCCAUUCUUAAGUGAAUUACUUCAUUAUGAAUAUCCGAGAGGGGUGGCAAUUUCUGACGCUUUUAAUCAAAGCACACUACCGUUCAAAAGUUUGGGGUCACUUAGAAAUGUCCUUGUUUUUGAAAGAAAACCUUUUUUUUGUCCAUUAAAAUAACAUCAAAUGGAUCAGAAAUAUAGUGUAGACAUUGUUAAUGUUGUAAAUGACAAUUGUUGUUGGAAACGACAGAUUUUCAAUGGAAUAUCUUCUAGGCAGAGUUGCAAAGAAAAAGCCAUAUCUCAGACUGGCCAAUGAAAAGAAAAUAUUAAGAUGGAGGAACUCCGCCUAGAAGGCCAGCAUCUCGGAGUCGCCUCUCCACUGUUGAUGUUGAGACUGGUGUUUUGCAGGUACUAGUUAAUGAAGCUGCCAGUUGAGGACUUAUGAGGCAUCUGUUUCUCAAACUAGACACUCUAAAGUACUUGUCCUCUUUCUACACUGGUUACAGCCAGUUUGCGCUGUUCUGUAAAGGGAGUAGUACACAGCGUUGUACGAGAACUUCCGUUUCUUGGCAGUUUCUCGCAUGGAAUAGCCUUAAUUUCUCAGAACAAGAAUAGACUGAUGAGUUUCAGAAGAAACUUCUUUGUUUCUGGCCAUUUUGAGCCAGUAAUCAAACCGGCAAAUCCUGAUGCUCCAGAUACUCAACCAAUCUGAAGAAGGCCAGUUUUAUUGCUUCUUUAAUCAGAACAACAGUUUUCAGCUGUGCUAACAUAAUUGCAAAAGGGUUUUCUAAUGAUCAAUUAGUCUUUUAAAAUUAUAAACUUGGAUUAGCUAACACAACGUGCCAUUGGAACACAGGAGUGAUGGUUGCUGAUAAUAGGCCUCUGUACGCCUAUGUAGAUAUUCCAUUAAAAAUCAGCUCUUUCCAGCUACAAUAGUCAUUUACAACAUUAACCAUGUAUAUACUGUAUUUCUUAUCAAUUUUACGUUAUUUUAAUGGACACAAAUGUGUUUUUCUUUUUUUUCUUAAAGGGCUUUUUUAAGUGACCCCAAACUUUUGAACAGUAGUGUGUACCAUAUGAAAUAUGAGUUCGUUUUGACCACGGCAUUAAUGAAACAAGCACACAUUUGCUUUAUCAGCAUAACAUCCCUGCAAUGUCGCAAAUACCCAUGGAUACAUUUGAUUGAAUAUACAACUCCUAAUACCUUGCCUAUGUAAUUUUUGCUGUUAUGUUGAAAUCAUUAUAUCAGCUUAUUUCAAAUGAAUGUUUCAUAUAAUAAUCAAUUUCUCAUUAAAAGGCUAUAUUUA